Messenger RNA from Eptesicus fuscus (big brown bat), 3525 nucleotides. RefSeq names its product KLF transcription factor 15 (gene KLF15). Gene Ontology annotation, biological process: regulation of transcription by RNA polymerase II. The transcript has 3 exons. Gene Ontology annotation, molecular function: DNA-binding transcription factor activity, RNA polymerase II-specific; RNA polymerase II cis-regulatory region sequence-specific DNA binding. The coding region runs from base 1208 to 2452 and encodes 414 amino acids. Lineage: Eukaryota; Metazoa; Chordata; Mammalia; Chiroptera; Vespertilionidae. The record is from RefSeq and is a predicted model, not a curated record.
AUGCCCUCUCCUCAGCAGUUCCAGAGCCCCUUCUAGGCUCCCAGUGUCUCAGCGUCCAGCCCAGGCUGCUCAGCCCUGCAUUACUACACUGCUGCUUGACCCUGGGGUUCUACAGCAGGUCUCAUUCUACCCUCCUGACCCGCCCCCCUUCCUUCCUGGCUCCCUUUCAGCAGCGGCCUUUCACUCCCUCAAUCAGCAAAGUUUGCCAGGUCCUGUUUUACACUGGAAUACAGAGGUGGACUGAAUGAACAGUCAGAACGGCUUAUAUUCUGGUGGGGAGGUAGACAGAAAAUAAAGUACACAAACACAUAACUGAGAUAGUUUCUGGCCUUGGCAACUGCUAGGAAGAAUAUAACAUGGGAUGAUGUACUAGAGAAUGGUUAGGGGAGCCCCCACCCGGAGUGACUUCUGAGCUGAGAUUGAAGUAAGUUACUCCUAUUUGGAGUACUGGGGAAAGAGGGAUGCUCAGAGAGGGGGCAGCCAGAAUAGUGGCCCGAAGUCCAUGAAGUUGGUGAGCUUGGUACACAGCUGGUGUGGAGCAGGUGGAGGUGAGAUGUGGGUGAGAUGAGCAGGGCCCAGGUGCUGGGUGCUGGGAGAGGCUGGGUCACAUUUCCUUGGGAAACUAUUGGAGGUUUCCUCCCACCCUAUCCUACUGUACUUACUUAUUUCUCUCACUCUUUUUAUAUAAUUUUACCUGUGACUAUCUCAGUUUAUAUCUAGAAAAGGAAGGCCUCCUUUAAUAAGAAUCACAGUACCAUCAUCACACUUAAAAAUAUCAAGACAAAUUCCUUGAUAUUAUGGAAUAUUCAGUUGGUGGUCACAAUUUAGAGGAGAGCUUAAGUGGGCAGGAACAUGGUCUGAUCUGCUUCUUCCCACCAGUCCCGGCCUCUCCCGGGUUCCAGGAAGGCUGGAGUCCCCCGCAUUCCUUAACAUCACAGCAGAGGGACAGAAAGAUCGUAUGUUCCCCCACUUGGAGGCUAAUCUUAAUGGCUGGUACUGACCAUGCCCUGUGCUCAUGCCAGCCCUACAGUAAGUGCUCAUCAUAUGAUAGGUAGCUCAUUGGACUCUUAAAGCAAGAGAACUAGGCACUGCUGGCAGCAUCCCCACCCAGUAAACCAAGACAGGCACAGAGACGUUGUGCCACCUGCCCAAGAUCAUCUGCUCAGCUGACAUAUUGCACAGCCAGCAGUGGCACGGCCAGGCCAGCAUGGUGGACCACUUGCUUCCAGUGGACGAGAACUUCUCGUCGCCGAAGUGCCGGGUUGGUUAUUUGGGAGACAGGCUGGUAAGCAGGCAAGCGUACCACAUGCUGCCCUCACCCCCCUCGGAAGAUGACAGUGAUGCCUCCAGCCUCUGCUCCUGUGCCAGCCCCGACUCGCAAGCCCUCUGCUCCUGCUACAGCAGUGGCCCGGGCGCUGAGGGCCAGGACAACAUCUUGGACUUCCUGCUAUCCCAGGCUACGCUGGGCAGUGGUGGCAGCGGCAGCAUUGGGGCCAGCAGUGGUCCUGUGACCUGGGAGGCCUGGCGGAGGGCACCGGCACCUGUGAAGGGGGAGCAUUUCUGCUUCCCAGAGUUUCCUGUCGGUGACCCCGAUGAUGUUCCAAGGCCCUUCCAGCCCACUCUGGAGGAGAUUGAAGAGUUUCUGGAGGAGAACAUGGAGCUGGGGGUCAAGGAGGCUCCAGAGAGCAACAAUAAGGAUGUGGAGGUCUGUAGUCAGCUCUCAGCUGGGCCACACAGGAGCCAUCUCCAUCCUGGGUCUGGUGGGAGAGAGCGCUGUGCUCCCCAGCCAGGUGGUGCCAAUGCGGGUGACACUCAGGGCCCAGGUGGGGGGCCUGCACCCGAUGGCCCCAUCCCCUUGCUGCUGCAGAUUCAACCUGUGCAGGUGAAGCAGGAAUCGGGCACAGAGCCCUCCUCCCCUGGGCAGGCCCCGGAGAGUGUCAAGGUAGCCCAGCUCCUGGUCAACAUCCAGGGGCAGACCUUUGCACUCCUGCCCCAGGUGGUGCCCUCCUCGAACUUGAACGUGCCCUCCAAGUUCGUGCGCAUUGCCCCUGUGCCCAUUGCUGCCAAGCCCAUUGGGUCAGGACCCCUGGGGCCCGGCCCCACCGGCCUCCUCAUGGGCCAGAAGUUCCCCAAGAACCCGGCGGCAGAACUCAUCAAAAUGCACAAAUGUACUUUCCCCGGAUGCAGCAAGAUGUACACCAAAAGCAGCCACCUCAAGGCCCACCUACGACGGCACACAGGCGAGAAGCCCUUUGCCUGCACCUGGCCGGGCUGUGGCUGGAGGUUCUCCCGUUCAGAUGAACUGUCAAGGCACCGGCGUUCGCACUCAGGCGUGAAGCCCUACCAGUGCCCUGUGUGUGAGAAGAAGUUCGCGCGGAGUGACCACCUGUCCAAGCACAUCAAGGUGCAUCGCUUCCCCCGGAGCAGUCGCUCCGUACGUGCUGCCAACUGACCCCCCACCUCACCCACCCACACAACCAUUACCGCUACCACCUGCUUACCCCAUCCCACCAGCCCCAUCAGAUCGUCCAGAUUGCCCAUAUAUUUUGUAGCAAUAAUUUAUUUGCCUCCUUCAGAGAGAUGUGACAAUGUUGCCAACCCAGCAGCCUGGGUUGGUAUGAGUAGAGGGGGGCUGGCCUGGGAGGCAGGAACCCAGAGCCCCCCACCUGCUGCCUUUCCUGGGGAGACCCAGCCCCUGACCCAGGAGGCCGGCCUUUGUGCCUUUGCACCUUCGUGCCUUCCUGCGCCGCUGUCACAGGCCUCUGCCGCAGUGUCUGGGGGCCUGGCCCUUCUCCCACUGGGCUCCCUGCUUGGGCCAGGGCCAGCACUUUAUUGCCCGGGAAGAUGAAAUGUGCAGUUUUGAAAUGUCUGUUCCCACAGGGAGCCACACGGGGGAAAAGGAAGUAGGCCAAAAGUCCUGGGCUGCACUAUGGUGUGCAGGUGGUUUUGUCCAAAUGCUUUGCUCAGCCUGCAUACCAGAAGGUAUGGCAGGGCUGUUAGGGGUGCAGGACCUGGCCUCCUGGUGGCUACAGGAUUGGGGUGAAAAGUCCCCCCUCUGGGGGCUGACAGUGCAUGUGCUUCAGUUAAAUGUGCAGGGCAGGCAGACAGAUGCAGGCUAGCCCCGGAGCAUCUGCACCCAGUGUGGCUUAUCUCCUCGUCCUGGUUCCAGACACCAGCCUCCAGAGUCACCUUUUGGGAGGAGAGGGGAACAGGCUGUGUAGCGAGUAGAAGAAGCAGAUAAAGCCCCCCAAUCCUUAUUUAGAAAUGCAUUCCUCAUUUUGUCUAGAAAUUAAUAUCAAAUGAACUAGCUUGUUUUGAUAGGUUUAUUUCACAUCCUAUGAAUGUAUGUAAAUAAACUGUACAUAGGUACAUCUACAUAAAAUAUCUUUUAAUAACAUCAGCAUUUGUGUAAAUUUGAAAUUUUAAAAAUCUAUAAAGCUGGUGUAUAUAUGUUACAAUUAUGUAUAUUUUCUUUGGUCCUUCAUAAAAAUAUAUUUACUUUGCCAAUAAAAAGAAAAAAGAACU